Messenger RNA from Pangasianodon hypophthalmus (striped catfish), 2605 nucleotides. RefSeq names its product thyrotropin-releasing hormone receptor a (gene trhra). The record is from RefSeq and is a predicted model, not a curated record. Gene Ontology annotation, biological process: phospholipase C-activating G protein-coupled receptor signaling pathway. NCBI's taxonomy places the organism in Eukaryota, Metazoa, Chordata, Actinopteri, Siluriformes, Pangasiidae. Gene Ontology annotation, molecular function: thyrotropin-releasing hormone receptor activity. Gene Ontology annotation, cellular component: membrane. The transcript has 3 exons. Bases 321 to 1529 code for a protein of 402 amino acids.
UUAUAAAGAACUGCGCGGCUCUUAACGUGAUUGCACUGGAAAGAGUCCAUCCAGUGUAGUGUAGGCUGUGGGAGCAUUUCUCACCCCUGCCUACUACACUGCACCGCCUGCUCCAUUAGUGUUAGAGGAGGCUUAUGGGGAGCUCAGUAAAGCCACAUUUAGCCUAUGGGCGGAUACACCAGCACUGCCCUCUCCACCUUAGACACACACCAGAGAGGACUGCUUUCCUCUCAGCCUCACAUAUAUCAGGAAAUACUUCUGGAUCUUCACAAGUGAUCGGUGAUCGUGUUGCCUUGUGGAGGACAGGAGCGGAGUGAAGCAUGGAGAAUGUGACAUUAUUUGGAAAUGAUAACAAGACUUUAGGCAUAUGGACCGACCAAAGCAUCGAGUAUAAAGUGGUGAGUGUGCUGCUGGUGCUAGUCAUCUGCGGCGCCGGGAUCGUGGGGAACGUGAUGGUGAUCCUCGUGGUGCUCACGACCAAACACAUGAGGACUCCCACCAACUGCUACCUGGUGAGCCUGGCGGUUGCAGACCUCAUCGUGCUGACGGCGGCAGGUUUACCCAACAUUACAGAAAGCCUGUUCGGGGAGUGGGUGUACGGCUACGGCGGCUGCCUCUCCAUAACAUACCUGCAGUACCUGGGCAUCAACGCGUCCUCUUGCUCCAUUACAGCCUUCACCGUGGAGAGGUACAUCGCCAUCUGCCACCCGAUCAAGGCGCAGUUUCUCUGCACCCUCUCCAGGGCCAAAAAGAUCAUUGUCCUGGUUUGGGCUUUCACCACUCUUUACUGCGUAAUGUGGUUUUGCCUGUCCGACAUCGAAAAGAAGAUCUACGACAACAUCACCUUAACCAUGUGCGCUUACAAGGUGGCGAGGAGAUUCUACAAGCCGAUAUACUUCGCUGAUUUCACUUUGUUCUACGUGGUUCCUCUCCUGCUGGCCUCUGUGCUGUACGGGCUGAUCGCCAGGAUCCUCUUCCUCAACCCCCUGCCGUCGGACCCCAAGGAAAAGGCGCAGACCUGGAGGAAAGGCUCGUGCACAGAGAGCAAAAAGCACUCCAAGAACUCUUCCUUUGGAAGCACAGCGGCCUCGCGAAGACAGGUGACAAAGAUGCUGGUUGUGGUGGUGAUUCUCUUCGCGUUGCUUUGGAUGCCCUAUCGUACACUGGUGGUGGUCAACUCAUUCCUAAAUCAUCCCUACUCCAACGAAUGGUUUUUGCUCUUCUGUCGACUCUGCAUCUACCUGAACAGCGCCAUCAAUCCGGUCAUCUACAAUGCCAUGUCUCAGAAGUUCCGUGCUGCUUUCCGCAAGCUGUGUCACUGCAGGCCAAAAAGCUCACAGAAGCCGGCUACAUACAGCAUGGCACUGACUUACAGUGUAAUCAAGGAGACCUCCAAUGGGCAGAGCCCAGACCACUACCCCACAGAGAUGGAGGAACUUUCAGGGCCUACAAAUGAAUUCCUGCCUGGAAGAAAGAAGCCUUCAUAUAAAGAGUCCUCAUUGUCAGACAGCAUGUUAUCUACAGCCUAGUUUAGAUAGUUGUUCAUAGCCAAUCAUUAAUAAAUCAGUCUUAUUUUUCAAGGUUGAAGACCAAUUUUAGUCUAAUUGUCCAUACAGCAGGGUGUAAUGAUGUAGGCUAAAUAUACAGAAGUGACCCUAAAGCACUAAGUCUCUUCUCUAUAGACUUAGACAGUAUAGAGUGUUAAGUAAAUGAAAACACAGAGAAUGCACAGGAAAUCUCUCAAAUUGUCCUGCCCAGAUGAUUAACAGCCUUGUGCUUGAAGCCCAGCUCCCAUGGGUUAAUACAGCUACUGCACAAUGUAUCAUUGCUAAACACCUCACCCCCCGAGACACUUGUUACAACGAUGGUUUUCACGUUUACAUUCCACUGAAAUAUCAGAAACUGAUUCGCUGUAGUCGCUAUGGAAAUGGAUAGAGGUAUCAAGCCUACAUCCUAUAUCUUAUUUAUUUCAUGUCUAUGUUGUGUUAAUUCUGAUACUGUUUUGAAAGCUUUAAAGAGUGUAACCUUUAAAAAUAAAAUGCAGCCAGGUAGAGCAUUCCGUACAGUGGCAUUGUGUGAGCAUGUUUAGAAGAAAAAAAAAUUUAUUUGCAUAUAUACAUAAGACGAAGAAUAAAAGAGAGGAAGAAUGUACAUCCUGGUCAAUCUUAUUUCAUUAUAUAAAUGUGUUAUUUAAAGUGAAGGUGGUUGGUAUGGCAGUGUAAAAUUUCAUUUUUCUGUUUUUUAUUUUAACUGUAAUGUGUGUAGCUUUAGAUGCAAGUUUGUGUUUCUGGAUGUGGUCUUUGAUAUAGCAUUAAAACUUUAUAUAGGCUGGUUGAAAAUAAUAAUAAUGCACUCUGGUAAAUGUUCCUGUGAUAGAAAAUGUUUGGUCCAAAGGAUACCCCUCUUUACAUAGACUCCGGAAACCGUUCAGAAUGUAUAAUGCCAUACUGUGCAAUCUUUGUAGUUCACUGGGUGAAUGUUUAAAGUAUGCACGUGAUAGUUCUUGCUGUUGUCAUGAAUAUUUAUAUUUUGUAAGUUGCGCCUUGUCUUGAAUAAACUGAUAGAAUGGGAUUAUUAUAAUUUCAUGUUCUUCAGUAGCCACAAU